UUUGGGGGGGUUGGAGCUGCUCCCCAUGCGCCUGCAGUGAAUUCCAGCGCAGGACAGUGCUGCUCCUGCAAACCAAUCCUGUUUCCUGGGUCGCUGCAAAGCGAGGCUCAUGGCCAGCAGCCUCCCAGCUAACUUUUCCUCUCGUGUUUGGGUUUUUUUGCUUUAAGGCUGAUUGUGGCUAGAAGGAUUUGGAUGGUCCAUCAUGAAACAGCCUUCUCCUUGCAGGUAACUUUCCUGCGUCGAGACUGAUUUAACUUUGUGUGUGUGUGUGUGUACCUAAUCCAGUCCAUGGUGUGUGGGAAACGCCGUCCCCGGGACCCCUUCUGAUGGUGCUCUGUGGCCACAGGAAAUUAAAACACAAAACCUCGAGGCUGAGAAAGCAGAGUAAGAAAGAUGCCUGCAUCAUGCUCUGUGGCUGAGAUUGCUGCUCAGGUCCUGCGAGGAUGGUGAUCACACCUUCACAGGACCGUCUCUGAAACAGAGCCAGUGAAUAAUCCUUUCCUUUCCCUAGAAUGGGAGCUCGGGUCCAGUAAACAGCAAAAAUCACAUUGGAAGGGGCAGAGUCAGCAUCGGAUGUGCUCUGGGGGCCUAUGGAUGGGGUCCCACAGGCAACUCUGCAGGCGUGUGUUGGAAAACAAGCUUCUCUGUCUCGGUUUGUGAGUUACGGCUCCAUCCAAACACGUUGGUUGGGAUUUCUCCUGCUCUUCCUCCGGGCUCUCCGGACUGACGGCCGUGGAGUGGCUGAGGGAGAGCAGACCCUGAGAGGCUAACGCUGUGUCCUCACCCAGCUGCUUCUUGAGGCUGGAACCACACACUGACAAUGUGAUUACUUUUCAGACGCUUCUCCUCUGUCUGUCCCCAGCUCCAGGAUGGAGGAAUCACAGCAUCCUUUGGGAUGUGCCCGGGCUGCUGUGCUCGUAGCCACUGGCUCUGCCCCAGCCCCACCUGGAGCCUUGCGACUUCAGCAGAGGGAAACCAGAAGGUGGAUGAUGUUGGACUGGAGUUUUCUGUUUUCACGUCCCCCCGAUGGCGUGGCCCUGGGUCGGGGACGCUUGCAGCAUCCCUAGUUUUCAGCGGUGAGCACAGUUUCUGGGUUCGCCCCCGUGCCUGCUCCGGCGCUGCUUCACGCUCAGCCUGGCAGCCUGCCGGAUCCUCAGCCCCACUCUGACUUUUCCUCAUCCCCAAAUGCUUUUCCAUCAUGCAAACUACAAUUUUGAAAGAUUCGCACUUUCUGCAGCUUCCUAUAGGUGCGUACAUCUGCUCUGGCCUUUUCAGCCUCAGGUUAAUGAAGGGAUUGCCAAUUAGCUGAAGCUAAUGAGUUCUUCUGCAUGAGCAAGUUUUGUUUUUCACAAUUCUUUGAUCCAAGAAACAAAUAGUUGUGGCUUACUUAAAGCUGCACCUUGGGAUUAGCCAAACAUGUGUGUGUCCUGGAACAAGUGCUCGCACGGCGUCCAGACCAGCGAGCACAGCGAUGCUGACUAAUUGAAAUAAAUUGGCAAUUGCUAAUUCUCUUUCUUCCUAAAGAACCAAGGCAAAAAAAGCAAACAUGGAUAUGUGUUAUCCUGCUGACAUCAAAGACCGAGUUUACAUAAGUGCUGCUCGCACUUAAGAUCUGUUGCAGACUUGGACUCUUCGGUGAGGAACUGACAACUCGUUUACAAACGAACUUUGGAAGGAGUCCAGGCACGGCUGCCAGCGGCGCUCUGGUUGGAGCCCCGGCAGCCUGCGCGGGCUGGGGGGGUGCUGGAGCCCCGCCAGGGGUCCCCAGGACAAGCAGAGGUGUGUGCUUAGGCUCCUGCACUGUUUCCAGACCCACGGUGGGUGCGCAAAGGAGGAUUAACCCCCUAAAUCUCAAAUGCACACCUGAGCGUAGCUCAUCAUCGUUUUGCUGUUGGACAUCAGCGCCAGGGUGACAUGGUAGUGUGAUUCUCCUCUGUGGGCUGGUGGCAUUUCACCGUCGGCUGCUCCUGUCUCAGCAUGGAGAUGGGCUGUUCCCUGGGAUGCUGGGACGGAUGGAGCCCAGCACCCAUGCAGCAGCAUCCUGGCUCGCCUCCUCCACCACGUAGGAGUGGAUGUAUGCCUAAACAACUCAGCAACGCCAACCCAGUAAAUUAAGAACAAUCAGCAUCUGCAGAAGUUGUGUUUAUCCAGGACAUGACCCCAGAACUUGCCCAUGUGGUUUCUUCUUCUAGAAGUGACCUCAUAAGCUGGAGACAUUAAACACCAAGUUCCACCCUCCAACUGAUGCUGAGGGUCACUUGGAGAAGCUAAGGAGCACCUGGCUAUUUCAUGGACGGAUCACGGAAGUGGCACAUGGGCCAUCCAGACCCUUCCCAGAAUGGAUGAGUCGCCUCCAAUUUUCUUACUAGAUCCCUCCAGCAUCUGCCGGCAUCCGCUGCAAGGUGUUGGGCAGCCGCAAAUUCACGAUGCUCAUGAUCUGCAUCACCUCCAUCGACGCCAUCUCCCUGCCCAUGGAGACCAGCAACCACUGCUGGUUGCACCGGGUACCUUCUCAAGGUCACAGCCGUGCUGUUUACACCACCAAGCUUUUGCUGAAGCUGCACGUGAAUCCCAUCGCCUACUGGAAAAGCAGCUACAGCUUGGACACCACCGUCUUCCUCACUGUCCUCUUCCCUCAUGUCUUGCCUGUGGACACCACCGCAUGCACCCACCUGCAGGAGACAACCAAAGGUCUCCAGACAAGGAGUAUACUCGAGCUCAUCGAGUACAACAGCAGGAUGAGGGUGGAUGGUUGGACCAACUCACAAUGCGAGAUGGAUCAUUAUGGGUUUACGAGCAGCCACGUGUUCACCUUGCUGGGCAACUUCAUCUUCUUCACUUCGUUGGUUGCACUUGUGAUUACCCAAACUCAGGGCUUGACCCAGAAGAGCAAACAGGACUGCGAAGCAGUGAAGGCAGCUGCUGUUCGGGCCAAGAAACGGAAGAUCCUGAAGAAGGCAGGGAAGAACGUGAGCAACUAAGUGACACAGGAGCAGGUGGGCUGUGGUCAGUCAUUGGUGAACAUCCCUGUCUGCAAAUGUCAGAUGCUGUUAACCGGGGCAAGAUGUUAACUUGCCUGAACUGCUUUCAGUGGAGGAAAAAUUUCCUUCUCUUUCCUUACCCACUUUAAUAAUGAUCCACGCUGUAGAUCCUACGUGCCUUUUUAACAGGCUCAUCGCGUGCACAGCUACAACUAUUCUGACGGCACAGAGCGGUUAAAGUAUUAAAAAGGUGGAGAAAAACUCUUACUUGGUUUUGAUGUGUUUUGUCUGAGUUUCUUUAACUUCAAAGAGAGGUUUAAAAAGAAAUCCUUGUAGAUCACAUCAAGCCAAGGGCCCUGUCCAGAAGCAGCUUGGACACGCUUUCUGCAACUGCUCGAGGAGGUCGUGCUCCUUCCCAUUCUCUUGCAGCCUGUUGCAAUGCAUCCAAAAUGUUACUGCGGGCUUGAAACUCAUGCUGCAGCGUCUGUAGGAGAGCUGUGCACUGCUUGAUAAAGAGCUUUUGCAAAGCUGAGUUGAAAUAAAUGCAGUAAAGCUGUCAUUGAAAUGUAAAUGGUUAGAGCAA
Messenger RNA from Cuculus canorus (common cuckoo), 3564 nucleotides. RefSeq lists its product as uncharacterized. The record is from RefSeq and is a predicted model, not a curated record. The coding region runs from base 2427 to 2981 and encodes 184 amino acids. The transcript is spliced from 4 exons. NCBI's taxonomy places the organism in Eukaryota, Metazoa, Chordata, Aves, Cuculiformes, Cuculidae.